GGUUCUUUCCAUCAAGUUUUCAAGCAUGUCCUGCAUUCCUACGCCAUAAAAUGACUUUAAUAUCACCACAUAUUUUAAAGAAAUAUUCUAUUCCUAUGAACAAGAUUACACAAGAAGCUGGGGAGUUUAUGAUAACUUUUCCAUAUGGUUACCAUUCUGGUUACAAUCAUGGAUUUAACUGUGCUGAAUCAACUAACUUUGCAACCCCAAGGUGGAUAGAAUAUGGAAAACGAUGCUUGCAGUGGUGACAAACGAAAUGCUUUUGAAGCCAAUAGUUCUGGAACUGUCUCCACAAAAAGACAUCCAGUCACUAAACUGGAAAACAUGAAAAAGCGUGGUCGUCCUCCUGGCAUGAAAAAAGAUAAAGAUGGUCCUUGGAAGGAUAUAACUGAAGAAGAGAUUCGACAAGCUAUGUCAGAGACUGCUGAGGAGCCAGUCGGUCUCAAAAUAGAACACGAGUUAUCAGUUAAUGAUACUUGUUUACUAAAAAAACGGAAAAAACGUAAGAAGAAAAUUGAUGAAGACUGUGAAAUAGAUGAAACAGUGAAAACAAUAGUGGAAAAUCAAAUGAAGUCUGUAAUAAAUGAUGGUUUAAUGAAACCUAACAGAAAUGGUUGUCUGUCACCUAAUAAUUCUAGCUGUUGUUAUAGUUGUCCUGUUUCAUGUUGUGCUGCACAAUCUUAUUCUUGUAUGCAGCCAAAUAAUUAUCAUAAUGGCACUUCACCAUCUCACAACUAUAUGUCAUCUCACACUCAGGCAUAUGGAGCUAUGACACAUAGUUCUGGUUUGCUAGUGAAUAAAGAAACAUCUGCACAGCAUUUCAGAGAAAAUGGUGAAAUAACAGAUAAAGUUUCUCACUCAGAUUCAUAUGAUGGUUUGUCUAAAUUCACUCCACUCAAUGCAGAUUCCAACACAAAGAUGAAGAAGAAGGUAAAAAAAGUGAAGAAAGAAUUAAUAGAUACCAAUCUUGCUAUGAAAGGAAUGUCUUCAAAUCAAAAUAUAUAUGGCUUCAAACCUGGAGCGGAAGGUUGCGUUCCAAAUAACAUGGUUCAAAAUGAAAAUUCUUCAUUUGAAAAUCAUGAUGAACCCUUGCAUAAAAAAUUGAAACAAGAGUGCUGUUCAGGACAUUUUCAGCCAUCUAGAACUAAUGGUUCUUAUUAUAGUUGUUCCAGUAGUCCUGCCCCACCUUGCCAAGCCAAUUCAAACUGUGGGCAACUGAACAACAAUCUUCACCUACCACACCCAAUGAAUGUCAACAGUCAGCCUUUAACAGAUAAACAGAAAAGAUCCAGUAAGUCCCUGGAUGUCAGUCCACUUGCUAACACCAAUGGCAAUCAUGAAUCAUGCUGUGGUUUUACAGCAGACCAUACCUCAGAUGGUAAUGAAGCUGGCUUUUACUCAGAUGGUAAGGGCAUGCAAGAUAGUUGUAUGUCUGAGGAAUGUAACUCAUCACAUUUGACAUGUUGCUGCAUGUGUUCAGAUGAGAAUUGUGCAGGCAGUUUGGUGGAACAGCCUCAAGAAUCACCACAGCAACAACUGAACUCCCCUUCUCUUUCACAGCAGCAGUAUUCUUAUUCACAACAGCAACAAUACCAGUAUCCUCAACAGCAACAAUAUCCCUCUCUGCAGCAGCAACAAACUCAGGAUAAUCAGCAAUUACAACACUAUCAACAGCAGCAAGAUCAUCAAAUCCAAGAACAACAAGAGCAACUGCAUCCUCACUUGCAUCAGCAACUGCAGCAAUAUCAUCCUCACCAGCAUCACCAAUACAAUGGCAAGAACAACAACAGCAACAAUCACCACCAUCAUCACCAUCAUCAUCAUCAACAACAACAACAACCAAAAGAUGCAGGUCAGGAACAGCUGCAGCAGGUUCAACAUACUGUACAGUAUUCUGAUAUGUCGCAGCAGUCUUCUGCUACUAAUGAACAAUUGCAGCAAGUCUCUUCAAGUAAACUGUAUUCAAAUCCUAGUUUUACUGAUUCAGGACAAGACCUGAUUAAAUUGGCCCAUGAUAUUCUUCACAAUGCACCUGAAUCCUCUAAACAAGCUUCAAUUAAUAAAGGAGAAUUGAUCUCUUCACAUAAUAGAAGCCAAGAUGGACAUGUUUCAACUGUGGGGAAUGAGUCAACUGUAAAUACCAACGACAUUUCAGUUAAGUCUUCAUCAUGUUGUAUGUAUUCAAAUAAAAAGAUGCCACUUUUAUUACCACAAUCUCAUGAGAUGUCUUCUGCAGAACAAAUGUCUACAAUUGGAUCUGGAAAUUCCCAUCAGAAUUCUGUACAUAUGCCUAUGCUGAAAGCAGAAGUUUCUGAUACUAAUUCAUUGACACUGCAGAAAAAAUCAGGAUCGAAUACUUCCAUUGUUACUGGGAAUGACCCUAAUUCACAUGGUAACAUGCAGACUGAUUGUGCUAUGAUGUCCCCUCAAAGUUGCUCUGUUAAAGACAGAAAUAACAAACACACUUAUAUGCAGUUAUCUCCUGCCAACAACAACAAUCCUAUGACGGGAAAUAUGUGUAACUCAUCUUCUUAUCAAACUGGAUUUAUACGGGCAUCAAUUAGCCAUGUACAAAGAAAUAUACAAUCUUGUCAAUAUGCUCCAUUGCCUGGAAAGAAACUUUGUCAUAGAGCACCAGUUGCAGUGAAUUCUCCUAUGAAUCCUAAUGCAUCAUAUGGUAAACAAAAGAAAGAGAGAAAUCAGCGAAAGAACAAAGAUAAGACAUCUAAAGAACCAGGUACACCAAGCAUUGUGACUGAUGCUCUAAUUGCAAGUGUUUUGAAAGCUGAAACUGAACUAAUGGCUCAAAAUUCACGCAAAGCAGCUGCUGCUGCAAAUAAUGUAGCACCACAAGGGAUGGGUAAGAAAGAAAUUGCCUUGCCAUUGCCCUUAUCAUCAGCUGGAGAACUGUCGAUAUCAACAACCCUUGCCAAAUAUGUUAGUGGACAGAAAAGGCCAAACAACAACAAUUACACCAAGCCAUGUCCGAGUGUCUCCUCUUCAUGUAAUCCCUUGCAAACAUAUAAUAAUUUACCUUAUCUGAAUUCAAAUUCAAAAGCUGGCUCAGCUAAAACAGUUGUAGUCAGUUCACCAAUGUCUGUGUGUGGCUCGAUUCCAUCCACUGGUUUUCAGUCUUGUCAGAUAAACAAAAAUUCUGAAAAUUCUGUUGCCCAAGGAAAUUCUUGUAAGAAAGAUGAUAAUGGGAUUGUUUCUCCAUCUUCGAUUCAGAGUAGUUCAGAGACUCCAAUUGGUCAAACCCAAUUUGUUUUACAAGGAGUACACCAAAUUCAACCUGUUUUACAACAAAUUCAAUCAAGCACUCGUUUAAAGUCCCCACAUAGCAUUAUGAAAACACUCCCUACUAAUUCUGUCCCCAACUCCUCAGAGUCUCUAAUGAAUCAUAACCACAUUAAUAAAGCUGUGGGUAGCUUGUCUGUACAAAUGGUAAAAAAUACAAAAUCUGCAACUUCUCAAGAUAGUAAAAAUUUGCAGGGUUCUCCAAUCAGUUCUCCUUCACAGCCUGUAGUUGUAAGAUCCAGUCAUGCCAAUGCUCAGUCAUAUUUUCAGUCAGACUUUUCAAAUCCCCAUGUGUUCACUCCUUCUUCAAACUGCACAUCUAGUCCCAAUGAUAGUAAUAACGACCUUCAUUAUGCUCCUGAAGUGAACUCUUACAGCACUACGACAGCAUCUACUUGGAAUACUAUCGGUACAAGUUUCCCUUGUAGUAACACUACCACCUCUUUGAAUAGCAGUAACUUGACUAAAUAUGUGAAAUCGAGUUCAGCAAUUGUUGCUGAGCCACUGCUUCCUACUUCUUUGAAUACAGAUACUUUAAACGCUUGUAUGGGACUGGCUGGAACCAGCAACUUCAGUAUUCUUGGUAAGGGCAUAUGGCAGUCAACCUGUGUCAGGAAUAACGACAGCUUGGAUUGCUCUGCUUAUACUGACCAGCAUUCCAACCAAACACCUGCCUUGAAAAAUAAACAAACUUUUUCUUCUAUCACUACUCCUCAGCCACCUCCUCCCCCUCCUCUUCCCACUCCAUCUCCUUCCUUGCUUUCUCCUCCACCCCCCAUCAUCAAUGUUACUAAUCCUAAUACUACAAAACAUUCAGAGCCAGCAUCUAAAAAAGACAGAAAACCAUGCAAAAAGCAAGAUAAGCCAUCUGGAACACAUCCAGAAACUAAUGAACAGAAAUCUGUUAAGAAAUCUCUGGCAGGAAAUGGAUCAGUAGCUGAUGAAAAGCCAUCUGCAAAGGUUUCUAAAAGGAAAAAGUCUGAGUGUACUAAAGAAAAUUCUGAUACUAAAACGGUUUCUCAAUCGGUUUGUAGUGAUAGCUCCAGUCUUGAACAUUUGCAGGCACAGCAGAAACACCAGAAAACAGUCUCCAGUUCAAAGACUUUGUCAACAUCAAAACAGAGGGUGUCUCCACCAGAUCAAGAUUCUCACUCAAAUUCAGCCACAAGUGGUUCAGGGGAGAGCUGUGAGAUUAAUGAAAAGUGGGCUAAACCUUUUCUGAACCUUUGGCAUGAUGCCCCUACCAGCCUAAAAGCUGAGAUUCAGUUCAAUGUUGCAGUAUCAAAACUGGAGCCUCGUUGUUCAGUGUGUUCCCUGUUCACUCCUGUUGAGUUUGACAGUGAGGGAGAAUCUAUUUUGCUUAAAAAAACAGACAAAAAAACUGGAAAGUCCACUGGAUCCUUGCCAGAUCAAAGUUUGCCUGUGAUACCAGAAAUAUGUUUUGCAAUUAGCUCUGAGAAUCCACGACCAGAAGAAAAUGGAACUGUUUUUGAUGAUGAAUCCUGGAGCAAGCUUCUAAUAUGUCAGCUUUGCAAAGUUUGUGUUCAUGCAAGUUGCUAUGGCGCUAAAGAAACUGCCAUUUGGAAGUGUCAACGUUGUAAAAAGAAGGCUUUUUCUGCCGAAUGCAGUUUAUGUUGCUUGCGUGGGGGAGCUUUGAAACUCACGACUGAUGGUCGCUGGUGUCACUUAGUCUGUGCAAUUUCUCUGCCAGAUGUCUCUUUUCGGGACAUUGAUGCACGUGAACCCAUUGAUAUGUCGAAAAUGUCUCCCAAAAGGGCCAAACUGAAAUGCUGCUACUGUCAUCCUAAAGCCAAGUCAGAUGGUACUCAUGGAAGUUGUGCACAGUGUUCAUAUGGACGAUGUACAUUGUCUUUCCACAUUACUUGCGCUCAUGCUGCUGGGGUUAUCUUUGAGACCAGUGACUGGCCAUACCCAGUUUAUAUUACCUGCCACAGACACAAUUCCAACAAAGAAAAGACAAGACGUCAUAACUUGAUGUCUUUAAAGAUUUCUGAUAAAGUGAUUGCAAAGCACAAAAAUCGUAGAUACUACAAGGCUGAUGUGUCAGCUAUCAAGAACCAGAUUUUUUAUGCAGUGGACUUCAAUGAUGGUUCUUUUAGUGAUAAUCUCUUCCCUGAAGAUAUCCAAGGGCGUGAUUGUUUAACUGAAGGGCCUCCUCGUGUUGGGGAAGCUGUGCAAGUGAAAUGGCCAGAUGGAGGUAUAUAUGAUGCUGUGUUCCAGAAUCACAGCUCAGCACUGCUAUACACCGUAGAAUUUGAAGAUGGAUCUGAAUUAACUUUCAAACGAGAAGAAUUAUGGAAAGAAAAUGAAGAAUUGCCUCAAUAUGUUAAAUCUCGAUUGUCUGUUGCAACAGAACGAAAAUAUGAUAUCUUCUAUGUUGAUGGGGUUAUUUCAAAGAACCGGCGGCCGAAACCAAAGAAUCGUUCCUAUUCCAUAUAUUCUUCAUAACUUUUAACAUCAUACCCAUGUUCACUAAUUACUUUGUAACAUUUCCCAUCAGUUUAAUAUUUAAAUUUUGACUAUUUUUGCUCUAAUUUUAGUUCUUUUGCACCCCUGUUCAAACUUUCUAUUUGUUUUGUGUACAUUUCAGUAUCAGUGGGAAGUUCAACAAAUAUAUAAUAGAGAGACUCCACCUCUAAUUUCCAACACCUGGUUUUGCAUCUUCUCUCUUCCACAUGUGCAGAGAAGACUCCCCUCCCCCUUUUUUUAUCUCCUUUUCAAUUGGCUCUGUAAUAUUUAUGUUGUACAUCAUAGCCAUGUGCUCAUUGUUUAACUAGCAAUACAACUAUACAGAACUGAAGUUAAGAUGAUCACUGAUUUAUUGCUCAACCACAAGUCAAUCAUUUCUUUGGAUCAGGACUCUUAAAAGACCUUUUGUAAAUUUGUAGAAGAAAUAUCUUGAGUGAAAAGAAAAAGAAAAACUCUCUAUUACAAGAAUCCCUCCCUCUUCAUUAUAUAAAAGGCAGCAACAUCAUUACCAGUUCAUUCCACAUACAUUUCACCACUUCCCACAUCUUCUGACAUUUGAUGCUGCUUCAACCAUAUGAUGUGCAUGUGUAAAUAUAACUGUACUCUUUCUCAAGAAAUGAAGCAUUGUUAAUAAUUUUGAGAAAACUCAGUUUUUAUUACAAAUAAUAACAAAUAUGGCAUUGUUAGUGUAGCAAACCCAGGUUAAUAAAUUUUGAAGCAAAAAAGGCAAAUAUCCUUGAGGUAUAUUAGUGUGAAUUAUGUGGCAGUCUAUCCUAAAAGAGGAACCUGCUUUGAAGGAAACCGAUUUCUUCUCACAGCACACUAACAUGCCUUCUUUAUUUUUCUUUUGUGAAUUGAUUCUUGCCAACUCAGACCACUACUUCUCUCUUGGAAUUCUAGUAAUUAUAUUUAAAGUUGUAACUUUUAUUAGAAGAGGGAUACAUUUAGAAAAAUUCUAUAAACAAAAUCAAUUAAAAAGUGUGAUGAAAAUUUA
Messenger RNA from Octopus bimaculoides (California two-spot octopus), 6781 nucleotides. RefSeq lists its product as uncharacterized. The record is from RefSeq and is a predicted model, not a curated record. NCBI's taxonomy places the organism in Eukaryota, Metazoa, Mollusca, Cephalopoda, Octopoda, Octopodidae. Gene Ontology annotation, cellular component: nucleus; chromatin. Gene Ontology annotation, biological process: chromatin remodeling; regulation of gene expression. Gene Ontology annotation, molecular function: histone H3K9 demethylase activity; histone H3K36 demethylase activity.